GCCUCUUUCCCCCCCUCUUCGCCACGUGCGCCUGUGCGCGCUCCCCAGGCGCCGGCACACUCCCCUCGCCUUUCACGUGUCGCCCCCCCUCCUCCCCUUGCCCUCUUUCUCCCCCGAUCCACACGUAGGCCGACCCCUCCGGCCAUGGGUGACGGCUUUGUCGCUCCGCUGACCGGGCUCUUCCCGAUGGAGCACAGUUUCGGGCCCUUCUCCAGUGCAUUGAGCGCACGGCGUCGCCCCCCGGCGGGUGACCUGCCCGCGGGUCAGAUCGGGUCGCCUUCCGGAGCCGCCUCGGCGGCGACCGUGCCGGCACCCUCGGCGGAGGCCCCGCUGCCUGAGGCACCGGAGACCCCAGUGCGUCGGCCACCCGGCGGCGCCGCUGCACCGACCGUAACCCCCGGCAGUGCGGGCGGAUUGUUCCUCUCGCCCGCCGCAUUGGCCGCCCUGUCGCAAGAUCUGCCCCAUGUGGGAUCUUCGCUGGCAGCCCGGGGGACAGCUGGCUCCGGUCGAGCCGCCGGCGAUUUGGAUGGGCUUCUGCUUGGAUCCGAGAUGGCCGGCCUAUCGACCAUCGAGGAGCAGGCGGCGAUUGUGGCCGGGCUGCGGAAGGAAAACUUCGACCUGAAGCUGCAAAUAUACCAGCUGGAGCUGCGCAUGAGCCGCUUGGAUGCAAAUGGCGCGCCGACUGCCAUGGCCACCGAGCAGGGGGGUCCUACGAGCGAACAGGUGUCCCUGCUAUCGGAGCAACUUGCCGCGGCCGAAUCCCAGGUCCAGGAAUAUGCCGAGAAGUAUGACUCAAUUAGUCACGAAAUGGCCGAGCUCCGUUCGCAACUCGCCGAGAGCGAGAGCACCAACAACUCCCUCAAUGCGGACCUUGCCCGUGCCCAAGCCCAAGUGGAGGCCCUCCAGCGGCGAAUUUCCACGCACGAUGAGCAGGUCUCCCGGCUGUCGGGGCAGGUGGACCGGGAGCAGGCUCUGCAGAGGGAUUUAUUGGCCCAGCUUGAUCGCCGAACUGCGGCCGAUGGACAUCUGUCCUCGGAGCAGCUGGCCCAGGCCGAGGCCCGGGCCCUGGCGGCCGAGCGCCGGGCGCUGGAUGCCCUGAGCCAGCGCGACGAGGCGCAGCGGCAAAUGGCUCGUCUUCAGGCGGAGGCCAAAGCGCAGACCGAUUCGGUCGGCGUGGCACGGGCUCGGCUGGCAGACAUGACGGCGUCCUUUGAGCGGGAGCUGGCGGCGGCUUUUGAGCGGGGCCGAGCCACCGCGGCCCCGGCGGCCAGUCUGCUGCACCAGGUGGACGACGAAAUGCGCCGGGCCGAGGCGGUGAUUGGCCGCGCGUCCGGCAGCAUGGCUGGGUCAGCGGGUCCGGCGAUGGGUCCUCCUGCGGCGCCUGGCGAUGUCCAACUGGCCCGGGAGAUGGCGCCGCUCUUGCAGGAAGCCAUCACCUCGCUGCUGGUGGGCAUGCGCGAGGAGGCGCUCCUGGCGGCCGGUGGGGACGCCGGGCCCCGCGGCCGGGCCGCCCUUGAGGAUGCCCUCGGUGACUUGGAGGAAACCAUCCGCCAGUCGCUCCCGACGGACCUCGGGUCACUGCAGGGGCUACUGGCACGGCUGCUUCGGGAGUCUCCAUCGGCGGGUGGGGCCGGCGCCCGUGAGGCACGGCAUUUGCGAGCCCUCCGGCGGACGGCCGAGCGUCUGGCCGACACCGAGAGCCGGCUGCUGGACGCCGAGGAGGCUCUGAUGCAGCUUCUCCGACAGGGCACCGACCAGCAACAGUGGUAUGCGCGCCUGUGUGUGGCGAAUGGCAAGAUUUUGUCGGCCGAGAGUGCAGCCGCGCAAUUGGAAGCCCGCCUGCUUCAGGCCACCACGCGGGCCGAGACGGCCGAAGCCUCGGCCCAGGACCUCCGCCACACGGUGGGGCAAUUGGAGCGGCGCCUGGCAGCGGCCCUGGAGCGUCGGGCUCCCCCGCCGGCGAAGCCACUGAUGGACCAGUUGCUGGCCGGUGAGGAGUCCGAUUCGGAGGUCGAUGCCCUGUCCGGCCCGGCGAUGGAGCUGCUGCUUGCCGAAAACCGGGCCCUCAUCUUCCGCCUGGGCCAGCGAGAGAAACUCCUCAAUGAGGCUCUCGACCGGUUGGAGCUUUUAAGCCAUGUCCCCCAGGCGGUCCUUCGGCAGUAUGCCGGGUCCUCGCGGGGGAGCAAGAUGCCCGGUUCGGGCGCCGAGAGUGGCCCAGCCCCCCUGGGCCCGGCCGGGUCGAUUCCCUUGGCUGCCGUCCCGGCGGAACCCCCGGCCAGCGCCCCGGCAGCCGGGGCCACUACCUCGCCCUUUGUGCAACUGGCCCGGGAGCUGCUACCCACCGAUGGCAGGGGGCCCGGCGAGUCGGCGUCAUCGACAGCAUCAACAGCCGGGCCAAGUCCAAGCCCGAGCGGCGAAACGAAGCCCGCGGCCACCGAGGCCACCGACCGGGCACGUCGAGAGAAGGCCGUCCUGGCUGGGCUCGAGAAGCUUCGGGCCGCGCUCGAGGUUGAGCGCAGUCUGAUGGAGGGGCUUCUGCCCCGGGCGGCGGCGGCACCGCCACCGCCGCCGGAGCAGAUUGCCUUCUCCCCUCAGCCGACGAAGCAAGCCUUCCACUCCGCCGGCACGGAGCACCAAUACCAGCCCCAUCACUACCAGCGUCAGGAUUAUCAUCAUCAUCAUCAUCAUCCUCAGCAGCAGCAGCAGCAGCUCAAUUCCAGUGUCGGGCCCUAUGCAGCCGCCCCGGCCUUCGGGCCGACUGGGCCACCACCGGCACUUUCCUCGGGCGGUGCCCACGCGCACCAAGCGCCCGGACACGGGCCACCAUUCUCUCACCUCCCACAGCAGUUGCCCUACCAGCCGCAGGCAUACCAUGCGCAGCAGCCCUUCGUCGCCGGGUCGGCGAGAGGCCAAUACCAUCCCCACUGAGGGAGGGCCUGUAUGGCGCCUUCCCCACAAUACACCAAAUGCCAACGGUGGUACUUCCGUCGUCAAUUGCCUGAGUGCCCAUUCACAAUGUCC
Messenger RNA from Fonticula alba, 3021 nucleotides. RefSeq lists its product as hypothetical. Gene Ontology annotation, cellular component: microtubule organizing center. The record is from RefSeq and is a predicted model, not a curated record. The coding region runs from base 145 to 2928 and encodes 927 amino acids. Lineage: Eukaryota; Rotosphaerida; Fonticulaceae. The transcript has 5 exons.